Messenger RNA from Penicillium oxalicum, 1044 nucleotides. RefSeq names its product MIP/aquaporin family protein. Gene Ontology annotation, cellular component: plasma membrane. The transcript has 3 exons. Bases 1 to 1044 code for a protein of 347 amino acids. Gene Ontology annotation, molecular function: glycerol channel activity; water channel activity. The record is from RefSeq and is a predicted model, not a curated record. Gene Ontology annotation, biological process: water transport; glycerol transmembrane transport. NCBI's taxonomy places the organism in Eukaryota, Fungi, Ascomycota, Eurotiomycetes, Eurotiales, Aspergillaceae.
AUGGGUUCUCCUACAGUUACUACGAGCAAUCCCCAGACAAUGGCCAUCAUUCAAAAGGAGAUGGGUCUUUCAGACAAUAGAAACAGUGACUGCACCUCUGUCUAUCUCGGAAGUCAGACAGAGUCAUUGGUCCACGACGCUACUAUCGAACCAGAACAGCUUGCUGGAGAGCCAUCGGUCUUCUGGUAUAAGAUUCGAGCCUGCGGACGGGAUGCCUUCUCCGAGUUCUUUGGAACAAUGAUAUUGAUUCUCUUCGGCAAUGGAGUGGUCGCUCAAGUUCUACUCAGCCACGGGGAGAAGGGAAACUACCAAUCAAUCUCAUGGGGAUGGGGCUUAGGAGUGAUGCUUGGAGUAUACGUGAGCGGACAGUCCGGAGCCCACAUCAACCCGGCCGUCACUUUCGCAAACUGCAUCUACCGUGGGUUUCCCUGGCGCAAGUUUCACAUUUACGUGAUUGCGCAAUUACUUGGCGCAAUGUGUGGUGCCGCCAUUGUCUACGGAAACUACAAGUCCGCCAUCGAUCUAUUCGAAGGCGGCGCCACCAUCCGCACAGUACCGGGCUACUCAUCGACCGCAACAGCAGGUAUCUUCUGUACCUACCCGGCCGAGUUCAUGACCAAGACGGGUCAAUUCUUCUCCGAGUUUCUGGCCAGUGCCAUCUUGAUGUUUCUCAUCUUCGCACUCAAGGAUGAUGGAAAUCUAGGAGCAGGUCCGCUGACCCCCCUGGCUCUGUUUUUUGUGAUUUUUGGAAUCGGCGCUUGCUUCGGCUGGGAGACAGGGUACGCGAUUAACCUGGCACGAGACUUUGGGCCCAGACUCACAUCUUACAUGCUGGGGUAUGGACAUGAGGUGUGGACGGCCGGAAAUUAUUACUUCUGGGUUCCAAUGGUAGCCCCCUUUCUGGGCUGUGCAUUUGGCGGAUGGCUAUAUGAUGUCUUCCUGUACACAGGGGUAGAGAGCUCAGUCAAGACGCCCUGGCUAGGAGUGAAGCGAUUAUUUUAUUUGAAUCGCCAACAGCGCCUAAACCUUGACAGUUCUGUUUGA